GUGACGUGUCAUUUUCCGCACAGGCAUUAUGGGAUCCAGGAAUGAAGAAAAAAUCAUGAAACUCAGGCGAGAAGCGCGCUUAUAGAUCAUAUUUGUCAUAAAGAUCCUCUCGACCGUAACGAUCAGCAUGAUUAUGAUCGCGUGUGUGACACACAGCAGCGUUCGCGGCUGAAGACGGACACAUUUAUUGAUGUGUGUGCAGCACCGACGGUUAUUUAUGUGUCUCGCGCUGGAGCCGAAACAUACCGGUCGGUUUAAUUGAUUUAUUAAUCAUUCGUUAGAGUUGACUUAGUGUUGAAUGAGUGUGAAGAUGUCGACCAGCAGUCCCGAAGCGGUGAAGAAACUCCUGGAGAACAUGCAGGCGGAUCUGCGCUCUCUGUCCAUGGAGUGCAAGAAGAAAUUUCCUCCAGUCAAAGAGGCCGCAGAGUCUGGCAUCGUCAAGAUCAAAACCAUCGCUGCAAGAAACACAGACAUCCUGGCAGCGCUGAAGGAGAAUAGUUCGGAGGUGGUCCAGCCGUUCCUCAUGGGCUGCGGAACCAAAGAACCCAAAAUCACCCAGCUGUGUCUCGCAGCCAUUCAGAGACUCAUGUCACAUGAAGUCGUGUCUGAGGCGGCGGCCGGGAACAUCAUUAACAUGCUGUGGCAGCUGAUGGAGAACGGACUGGAGGAGCUCAAACUACUGCAGACCGUCCUGGUGCUGCUCACCACCAACACCAUCGUACACGACGAAGUGCUGUCCAAGGCCAUCGUUCUGUGUUUCCGGCUGCACUUCACAAAAGACAACAUCACCAACAACACAGCGGCCGCCACCGUCAGACAGGUCGUGACCGUGGUGUUUGAGAGGAUGGUGGCGGAGGACGAGAAAUUCAAAGGUCUGACGGAAGAGCCUCCUGCUGUACAGGGCAACAGUAACCGGCGCUCCGUCAGCACCCUGAGACCCAGCGCUAAAGACGCCUACAUGCUGUUCCAGGAUUUGUGUCAGCUAGUGAAUGCUGACGCCCCCUACUGGUUAGUGGGAAUGACCGAGAUGACCCGGACGUUCGGCCUGGAGCUGCUGGAAUCAGUUUUAAAUGACUUUCCUCAAGUUUUCCUGCAGCAUCAGGAGUUCAGUUUCCUGUUGAAGGAGCGUGUGUGUCCGCUGGUCAUCAAGCUGUUCUCUCCCAACAUCAAGUUCCGUCAGGGCAGCAGUACCAGCGCAUCAUCUCCGGCGCCCGUGGAGAAACCGUACUUCCCCAUCUGCAUGAGACUGCUGCGGGUCGUCUCGGUCCUCAUCAAACACUUCUACAGCCUCCUGGUAACGGAGUGUGAGAUCUUCCUGUCUCUGCUGGUGAAGUUUCUGGAUGGAGAGAAGCCGCAGUGGUUGAGAGCCGUGGCAGUGGAGUCUGUGCACAGACUGUGUGUUCAGCCACAUUUACUCCGAUCUUUCUGUCAGUCGUAUGACAUGAAGCAGCACUCCACCAAAGUCUUCAGAGACAUCGUCAAUGCUCUGGGCUCCUUCAUCCAGUCCCUCUUCAUCCUCCCCAGCGCAGGAAACACCUUAUCCACCAGCACACCUGCAGGUGGGUCGGUGUCGGGUUCACAGGCGUCGGGUCAGGGAGGUCCGGGUGCGGCAGGAGCAGGUGGAGGUCUGACCACACAGGCCGCUUUUGAGUACCGCGGCACCUGGAUCCCCCUCAUGAACGUCAGCGUCCAGGGCAGUGCCAAAGCCACCUAUCUGGAGAUGCUGGAUAAGGUGGAGCCGCCCUCCAUCCCUGAAGGUUACGCCAUGUCUGUGGCCUUCAGCGCCCUGUUGGAUCUGGUGAGGGGAAUCACAUCCAUGAUCGAGAGGGAGCUCUCCAAACAGGAACAGGAAGCUGCUAUGAGGGAGGAGGCGGAGCAUGUUAGUCCUCCACAGAGUGACAGCCGCCCUCAGGAACCCAUGGCUCAUGAGGUUUGGGAGGAGAUGGUGAACGCCUGCUGGUGCGGCUUGUUGGCGGCUCUUUCACUACUACUGGACGCCAGUACGGAUGAAACGGCCACAGAAAACAUCCUGAAAGCGGAGCUAUCCAUGGCAUCUCUGUGCGGCCGUUUGGGUUUGGUGACGCCGCGUGACGCUUUUAUUACGGCCAUCUGUAAAGCGUCUCUCCCGCCUCAUUACGCCCUCACCAUCCUGAGCAGCAACGCCGCCAACCUCUCCAAUAAAGUGUACUCUAUCCAGGGUCAGAGUGUACAGAUCGUCAGUCCGUCCAGUGAAUCUCACCAGCAGGUGGUGGCAGUGGGUCAGCCGCUCACCGCACAGCCACAGGGAACCGUAGUGCUCACAGCGAAGAACAUUCAGUGCAUGCGGACGCUGCUGAAUUUGGCUCAUUGUCACGGUGCUUAUCUGGGAACCUCAUGGCAGCUGGUUUUAGCCACAUUACAGCACCUGGUGUGGAUUCUGGGUCUGAAACCAGCUGUUGGUGGAGUUUUGAAACCCGGACGGGCAGUGGAGGGUCCGAGCACGGUUUUGACCACAGCAGUGAUGACCGAUCUACCCGUCAUAUCAAAUAUCCUGUCCAGACUCUUUGAAAGCUCGCAAUACCUGGACGACGUCUCUCUGCAUCACCUGAUAAACGCUCUGUGCUCGUUAUCCAUGGAGGCCAUGGAAAUGGCUUACGGAAACAACAAGGAGCCGUCUCUAUUUGCAGUGGCCAAACUGUUAGAGACCGGAUUGGUUAAUAUGGACCGGAUCGAGAUUCUCUGGAGACCGCUGACGGCUCAUCUACUCGAGGUCUGUCAGCACCCUAACGCUCGUAUGAGGGAGUGGGGCGCAGAGGCCAUCACCUCGCUAAUCAAAGCUGGACUCUCCUUCAAACACGAGCCACCGCUGUCCCAGAACCAGAGGCUGCAGCUGCUACUUCUGAACCCUCUGAAGGAGCUCUCCAACGUCCUUCACGCCGAUAUCCGACAGAAACAGCUGGAGUGUGUCCUACAGAUCCUACAGAACCAGGGAGACAUUCUCGGACCGGGGUGGCCUCUGGUGCUGGGGGUCAUUGGAGCGAUCCGCAAUGACCAGGGCGAAUCCCUCAUACGAACAGCCUUCCAGUGCCUGCAGUUGGUGGUGACCGACUUCCUACCCACAAUGCCUUGCAUGUGCCUCCAAAUUGUGGUGGAUGUAGCCGGCAGCUUUGGGCUCCAGAACCAGGAGCUGAACAUCAGCCUGACAUCUAUCGGCUUGCUGUGGAACAUCUCAGACUACUUCUUCCAAAGGGGAGAAGCUAUUACAGAAGAGCUGGAGAGGGAAGAAGCGGUUCUCUUGAAACAGGCCCAAGAUAAAGGUGAACCUCUAAACCGACCUUUUCACCCUGCGCCACCCUUUGACUGCCUGUGGUUGUGCCUCUAUGCCAAGCUGGGUGAGUUGUGCGUGGACCCACGGCCGGCUGUGAGGAAAAGCGCCGGCCAGACAAUGUUCUCCACCAUUGCCGCUCAUGGAACGCUGCUGCAACCACCGACCUGGAAUAUUGUGGUUUGGAAGGUUCUCUUUCAUCUGCUGGACUGUGUAAGGAAGUCCUCCACCACGGCUGACAAGGAAAAGAUUGAAUCUGGAGGUGGAAAUAUCCUCAUCCACCACUCACGCGACACAGCAGAGAAACAGUGGGCGGAAACAUGGGUUCUGACACUUGCGGGCGUAGCUCGGAUCUUCAACACCAGGAGAUACCUACUUCAGCAGCUGGGUGACUUUUUCAAGGCUUGGGAAGUUCUGUUGGACCACAUCCAGUCUGCUGCACUCAGCAAGAACAAUGAAGUUUCCCUUGCCGCCCUCAAGAGCUUCCAAGAGAUUCUCCAGCUAGUCACACCAAUUAAAGACACGGAUAAACCCGACGCUCUCGCCGCUAUGGACGUUCCUCCUGUCCUUAUCGAGUCUCUUCAAGGUUCUGGACCAGGAAGACCCCUAGUCCGGUCUGAUUCACUUGCCGAGCGACUAGCCCAACGCUACGGUGCCCAACCUUCACUUCCACCACCUGGAGAGGAGCUAGACGACUCUGCCCUUUGGUGGUCAGCGUGGAACACUUGGUACCGGAUAGGAACCGAGUGUACGCGCCCCCCUAGUGGUGGAACAGAUAAACUAGUGUUUGUACCCAGUCAACCUUUCCUGACGGCGCUAAUACAGAUUUUCCCAGCGUUGUACCAGCACAUCGCAGGAGGGUUCAGCAUGGAGGAUCUCAAGAAGCUGGGAGUGAUUCUGCAUGGAGCUGUAUCAGUCCCCAUAAGCUCAGACUCCUCGCCCUUUAUCUUGCCCUCCUACACAGAAGCGGUGCUCACCAGCCUGCAGGAAGCGGUCCUGACUGCCCUCGAUGUCCUGCAGAAGGCAAUUUGUGUGGGUUCGGAGAAUCUCCAGGUGAUGUAUCCCGCCAUCUUCGAGCAGCUCCUGCUGUUUGUGGAGUUCUCCUGUAAACCUCCUCAGUAUGGAAAGAUGGAGACCAAACACGUGGCCAAUGCCAAAUACAACCAGAUCCAACUGUUUGCACCGGCGGAGUGGGUGGCCUUAAACUACGUGCCGUUUGCGGAGCGUUCUUUAGAGGUGGUCGUCGAUCUGUACCAUAAAACGGCCUGUCACAAAGCCGUUAUCAACGAGAAAGUCCUACAGAACAUCAUCAAGACUCUGAGGAUUCCUCUGGGUCUGAAGUACGCCUGUCCUGCUGAGAGCACCUGGAAACUAGCCGUCUCCUCUCUGCUCAAAGUGCUUUCCAUUGGACUCCCUGUUGCCCGGCAACAAGCAUCCUCAGGCAAAUUUGACACGAUGUGGCCGGAGCUGGCGAACGCCUUCGAGGACUUCCUGUUUACCAAAAGCACACCUCCAGAUAAUCUGUCCAUACAAGAGUUCCAGAAGAAUGAAGCUGUAGAUGUCGAGGUGGUGCAGUUGAUCAGCACGGAGAUUUUACCAUUUGCCAAUUUCAUACCCAAAGAGUUCGUAGGUCGUAUCAUGAGCAUGCUUAAUAAAGGAUCGAUUCACUCCCAGUCAUCAUCAUUCACAGAGGCUGAAAUGGACAUCCGUAUGCGGGAGGAGUUCUCCAAAGUGUGCUUCGAGACGCUCCUGCAGUUCUCCUUCAGUAAUAAGGUGUCGACACCGCAGGAGGGCUACAUCUCCCGUAUGGCGCUGUCAGUGCUGCUGCAGAGGGCGCAGGACGUGCUCCGACGAUACGUGGAGGACGAGAGACUCAGUGGACGCUGCCCGCUGCCCAGGCAACAAGUGACUGAGAUCAUCUUUGUGUUAAAAGCCAUCAGCACUCUCAUGGAUUCCUUGAAAAAGACGCAGCCAGAAAACGUGGACGGGAACGUGUGGGCUCAGGUGAUCGCGCUGUACCCGACGCUGGUGGAGUGCAUCACCUGCUCGUCUCCUGAAGUAAGCUCCGCCCUCAAAGACGCCCUGGGGCCCUUCAAAGACUUCAUGCAACCGCCCGUCUCCAAAGUGCAGAACGGCGAAUCGUGACUGAACGUUUUUAUUCCACCGCAAACAUGAAUGUGACUGUUUCAUACGCCACGCGUGAGGACGAUUCACCCCCAUCGUCACGGCAAACGUCAUGUCGAUCGACAGCUCCAAACCCCAUCGUUCGAAGCUUCAUCUAAUACGAGCUGACGGUAGACUCUGAUUGGCCGACUUUAACGAUGUAUUAACUGCUACGUUCGAUUUGCAGUGUUUGUUGUUUUUAUGGGUUUUUGGUUUUUCUCCCCCCUCUUUGGAGUUCAUGUACAGUGUUUGGUGAUAGUGUUAAAGAUGUAAUUAAGAAUUACGUAUUUGGACUGAAAAUCAAAUCCGAAAAUCAUUUAAAAAGAGAGAACGAAAAAAUCAUAAUGAAUACAUGAAGGAUGGUCGGUCUUUUUUUGUGAAAUUUUCUCAACAGCAAUGGAUUUUAUGCAAGAUCUUACUGUAACAUUCCAUGUCAUCUUUAGUCACAUUGAGAAGGGUCGAACCCGGUGUGUGUACAAUAAUAAAUGGUACAGUUCUAUGAACAUCAA
Labeo rohita (rohu) is the source of this 5976-nucleotide messenger RNA. It is a transcript of the gene mon2, whose product is annotated as MON2 homolog, regulator of endosome-to-Golgi trafficking. The transcript is spliced from 35 exons. The coding region runs from base 299 to 5449 and encodes 1716 amino acids. The record is from RefSeq and is a predicted model, not a curated record. Lineage: Eukaryota; Metazoa; Chordata; Actinopteri; Cypriniformes; Cyprinidae.